AUGACAGACGCAGCUCCUUCUGACCCCCUCGCUGGCCUCGACGACAUUGACUGGGCCAGCCUGCAGCAUGCAUAUGGCAGCGCAGAAGACGUUCCAGCCCUGCUGAAAGCCUUACGGUUUCACGACAAGAAAGAACUCGAUCGAGUUUACUUUGCCUUGUCCAGCAACAUCCUCCACCAGGGAACUCGAUAUCAAGCUACUUCCUAUGCGGUCCCCUUUUUGUACGCCUUGCUUGACGCAAAAGACACACCUCGUCGCGAAGAUCUGCUCUACUACCUCGUCAACGUUGCCCUGGGCCAUCCCUCUGCCUCCGUUCCGUCAGGCGUCGAGAUUACCAAAUGGCGAACCCUUGUGGCGAAAACUCAGCAGCCGAACUUUGCAGAAGACGAGAGACGAAAGAUGGACGAGUAUAUCGCUGCAGCUACCGAUGAUAAAGAUCGCCAGCGCCGCGAAGAGGAGUCCCUGUUUAGAUUGUCGCCUGAGAAGAUGGCAGAAAGAACGCUAAACGGACUCCGAGCUUAUGAUGCGAUCCGGGCUGGAUUAGACUCGGUGUAUCAAUGCUUGAGGGACGACAAUGCUGAUUUGAGAGCGGUGGCUGCUUUUUGUCUGGGCUUCUUCCCUGAGAAUAAAGUCAAGGCUGAGGGUGAGCUUUUGGCUCUUUUAGGCCACGAGGAGGACGUCGCAGUCCGUGGCACCGCGUUGAUAUCGAUUGCCCUACUCCAAGCUCCAUCACCAGGAGAUCUUGUGCAGACCGAGGUGGCACAAUACCUGAAAGCAAGUUUCACCAAUCAAGAUAACGAUCAGGCAUCCAAGUGGUCUAGCGCCAUCGGCCUCGCGAUUCUUCGGAUCUAUGAACCAGAAACCAUCAACACAAUACUCCAGGCAAUCUCAGACGACAACUAUCUGAGCAUCUUGCAACGCGACCACUGCAAAAGAUUCCCCUUUGCAUAUCCAGACCUGGCUUCGCUGGCUGCCUCCGUUCUGAAAGUCAAGGGCAGCGAGUUCCCCCAAGUCACUCGAAUCACUUUAGCCCAGCUCGAGGGCUCCAAGGGGCAAACGACAUGGUAUCUCACAGAGCUGUUGUUGGAGUCAGCUUUCGACGGAAAGCCUCUCUCGGGGACCAAGCCAUUCUCGGAGUUGACCGAGCUUCAGCAGGAGACACUGCGAGCUUUGGUUAGACUUGACCAAACCACCUGGAGCUGGGGUAACUUUGUUCGGAUAUUGAGAGAGGGGGGAGUUCCAUCCACCCAGGAGGCUCUGAAUGUUUACAUCGAUGGAAAGGAAUGA
Molecule: messenger RNA, 1287 nt
Organism: Fusarium keratoplasticum
Lineage: Eukaryota; Fungi; Ascomycota; Sordariomycetes; Hypocreales; Nectriaceae
Exons: 1
Coding region: 1-1287 (428 amino acids)
Source: RefSeq, a predicted model, not a curated record